AGAACUUCCGGUCGGCAUUUUGUUCUACGAGAGGAGAGCCUCUUGAUGAUCGCAACAAUCGUCAUAUUUCUCAUUUAUUGUCGAAAUUGGCUGCACGCGUUGUUUAUGUCGGCACAGACCGACUGAAACUCCGAAGAACGAAUGUUUCCCCAUGAAUGUACGCUGAAAUAUUCACCCUUGUGUGACGGAAGAAGAACGAAUCAGUCCGACCCGGAUUAUUGUUGAUAGCUAGCAGGCUAGCUCAGCAGCUAGCUGGCAAGCCAAUCGAGUUCCUUCUGGAGGAGCUGCGAGAGAGAAGAAAGGGGGAGCUAGAGAUACGGACACGGACACAAACCAAGCUAAAACAUUCCCCUCCCUUGUACGCAACAUCCGAAGGUAAAUACAAUCACAUAUCUUUCUUUGCAAAUCAAACUUUUUGAAUCGGGAUUUUUAACAUAACCGUAACACAUUUUCUGCAGUCAGACCACCUACGGCGUCGUUAAUCGUUGACCGGGAGGUAACGGAAGCUAGCGAACUAGCCAGCCAGGCUAGCUAGGUGUGUUUUUGCUCCGCCGAGGCGCACGGCCUCAACUGGAUGUCAUUUGUCGAGCUCGAGGAUUGGGCCGUUGCCACAGAAUUAGAAUGUGUACCGUUGCCGUUAUAUCCACACGGACUGACCCAACGGUUUUCCGCUGGACUCGACGCACGUUCACCAACGGACAUUAACCCCUGAUUAGCGCUUCCUCGUAUUAUUUGAUUCACCGUGCUCUUAUUUGAACGAGGAGGCUAACCAACAACACUUAGAGCUAGUUAGCAUAACUAGCUAGCAAUUAAAAAUGACAAUUAUGGUUAGUGAGUGUUGUGUAGGAAGCGUUUGUGGUUAUAAACGCUGUAUUUAGCGGUAGCAUUAACUUCACGUUUGACUCGGAACAUCUACUCCUCGGCCGUGUAACGCUGUUGGAUUUUUCGCAAGUAGCGGGCUGCAGCUGGCAAUUUAGUAAAGUAAGAUAAACAUUCAAAUGGACACUUGUGCUUGUAGUACCCUUGCAGAAAGUGGGUUUUUCAUUCGUUUGCCUAAUUUGAAUAGUAAUGCUGUGUUUCAUUUUGCAGGGGUAAUGUUAGUUUUGGUUGCUAUCGUGUUUUGAAAUGUUUUGACUGAGUACGAGCUGUGUUUUCAUCGUCUGUAAUAUCGCUCUCGGAGUUUUCUAUGCAUGUCUCUGUUGUUUGUAGGAAUCGUUAAUAUUUUUGUCCUCUGAACUACAGUAAAUGUAGUUUGUUUUCGUGCUACAGUUAGCCAGUUUCGUAGACUGCACACGGUGGUUGUUUGCUACCGGAGGAUGCAGCCCCCCACUACUGCCGCCACCAUCACAGUGCAUCUGUUCCUUUGUGCUGCCUCCUGCCUGUCAGUCUCACAGCUGUCAGCCAAGCCCCUGCGUGUGCAGGAAGAGCACACAGACCAUGCAUCCGACCAUGCAUUAUAGUUAGCUGAUGUAAUGUUUGGAAUAUUCAUCUGUUGAGCCUUCAUAGCAUUUCAAUAUCUGCUGCUCGGACUGACUGUGUGAUGAUCUUGAUGAUCGGCUAUGCACUCAGGUCUGGUUGCAACAUUGCGUUCAUAGAAUUGCAUGGUGUCACUAGUACUCUGCAGAAGUUGCUAAAUUGGUGUUGCAUUUCCCUAUGGGUUAUUAAAAAUAAACAUUUCAUAAAAGGUUGUCAGUGCGUUGUGCUAUUGCAUUUGUGGUUUGAAGUUGACAUGAAAGAAUGAAUUAAUUUCUGCAACUGAGGGUGAAAGGCCUGGGCGAUUUGGCCAAAAAGAUGAUCACGAUAUACUUUGUCAUAUUGUCUGAUCUCGAUUAUUAUCCCGAUUUUUUUUCUUUAAAUGCCAGUUUUAAAGCAUCUGUACUUAAAACAAAAAAAUAAAUUGAUACAUACUGAAUAAGACAUUAAAUAACUUUUCUUCUUGACAAUAACAUCUUUGGAGGAUGACUCAAAGUCAUGGCUGACAUUUAUUUUACCGCCCUCAGUUACUCUGUUUACUUGUCCAGCAACUUACAGAAGGGAGCAGGAAAAGCUCGACUCUGAUUGGCUGUUGUAAUGCACAUUUCGGUUAUGUUUGAUCAAGUAAAUAAGCUCACAGCUGAUCACCGUGAUUGAGCUGAAAUUUAUCACGAUCAUAUAAUCGCCCAGUCCUAGGGUGAAUGUUGUCUAUGGUCUUAAUUCUGACUUUUUUUGAUACUUGUAGUUAUGUUGCCUUUAAACCUUGUCUGUAAUAUCCCAAAGACAAGGAAGACACUGUUGUGUGCCCACAGUCUGAUACUGAGUUAUAUUGUCUUUCAACAGAUUUAAGGAGAAGGACUUUAACCUGAAAUGUCACUGAGUCCACCCGAGACUGCACCGAAUUCUUCUAAAAGGUUUGAGUCAUUUAUCAUUAUCUAAGCCUUUUAAUGUUAAUUAUUUGAAUCUAGUUAACCCUUCAUAGAGGGAAUCUAGACUGUGAAACCUUUACUGAGAGGGGUUUGUGCAUGUAAUCUCUGGCAUCUAUAUGAAUUAAACACACACAUCAUCAUAAUUUGGCAUUAUUGAGAGUAACACGGACAACAUUAUAGCUCAGCACUUGUUUCUCUGACUUGUUAAAGGUAUAAAGUUUAUCCAUGAAGUGUGAGCUGCAGCUGUGAAUUUCUCUGACCUAUGUGCAGUGUUGUUAGAGGGGUCAGGGACACCUAACAAGCAAAGGGACUUAAGAGAAAUGAUGUGCUACAUGGGAUGUUAAUUUGCACCGAAUUCUGUAAAAAGUAAUGAGCUUAGAGCUUGAUGCUUUUAAAUGAAUAAAAGGGAAUUGACAGCCCUGGUAGUAGUAGUACUAAGAUUCACAUUAGUCCCCUUUUUUCCAGUUUAGGAGUCUGGUUAUGUAAAGUGGAUUUGAUAAGUAAAAUACAACAAGACAUGAAGUGGAGAAGAAUGAUUUUUUUUAUGUCCCCUCAUGGUGAAAUAUCUUCUCUAUUACAAGGAUAAAUUGCAGUGUCAAGGUUUAUUCAUGGGAACAUGGUACUGACAAGAUUACUACUCACAUCAAUUCUAUACUGACAUGGGCAAAAUUAAAUACUAGUGUGAGAGGAGCUGCGUGCAUUUAACGUUUUUAUUUACAGAUGGCUAGAUAGUCUUUAUUGUGUUUACAAAUCAUUCAUAUUAUAGAGUCCAUCCGGGAGAAACAUGAGUUUCCAUUGUUUCAUUGCCAUAGUGUAUGAAAUUUCUGUUAUUUAUGAUCAAAUUCAGCAUUCAGAUGACUAAAAGGAAGCACUGAUCAGUACAUCGGAGUUGAACUUUGACCAUGGCAGAAAGCACGAGCAUGUACAGAUUGCUAGUGAAAGUAUCAACCAGAAAAAAACCUGCAUGAUUGAGCUGCAAAAGUAUUUAUUCAGUUGUGAAAAGUCAUAUACAGAUAAUACGAGCAAAAAAGGAUCCUGUAUAAACACACAGUAAAGAACAUGGUUGCUUCUGCUGAUUGAAACAGAAACAGGCAAACAGAUCAUGUGGGAGGAAUCUUUUUUUCUAACAAAUCAUAAUAUUAGCACAAUGGCUGACAUGGCAGUAUACACAGCAAAUGUCUGUACAUACCCUGUGCUGCUGACCACAUGUGUGAAGAAAUGUGAUUAUUUUUUGUUCUGGCUUUUGUGCAUCUCUGUUCAUUUUUGUCUUUCCUGUCUCUUUUGCUUCCCCUUUUUUUUCUGUAACCAUAGGUGUCAGGAGAUGUGAGGACGGGUGUCGUCCAUCGACCCCCUGAUCUACCUGUGUAUCAACACACACCCCCCCUCCCACCUUCAGCAUGAAUGGGGAUAUGCCUCAUGUUCCCAUUACCACUCUUGCUGGGAUAGCUAGCCUUACGGACUGUGAGUGACAGACACAGUGUCAUGUUUGGCUUUUUUUUUUUUUUUUUAAUCUUCAAAUUUAAAAUACCAAUCUGAAAUAUUCUGCCUGAACAGAUGUAAUUCAGCAAACGUGACUUUAUUAUUUAUCCUUUGAUUUGUCUGUUAUCAUCUCUGUAAUUGAUAACGACUGCAUGUACAAUGUUUCUCACACUUGUUUCUUGCCCUCUGUGUCUCUCUUUAAUAGUUUUUUAAUUUUGAUUCUGCCUCAUCUCCAUCUUCUUCAUCCUCUCAGUGUUGAACCAGCUGCCCCUCCCCUCCCCUCUCCCGGCCACCACUACGAAGAGCCUCCUAUACAAUGGAAGAAUCGCAGAGGAAGUUACCUGCCUGCUGGGCUGUCGGGAUGAGAAUCUGGCCUCCCAGCUAGCCCAUGGCCUCAACCAGGUGUCCACAGAGCACAUGUGAGUCUGACAUUUUGUGUAUCCCUGUGGCAAUUUAUUGCCCACAUCAUUAUGAGUAGGACCGAUUUUUUUUUUCUUCUUUUGAAUGAAUAUAGAAAAGGUCAAUUUUUAAUCAGAAGUUGACAAGGACAUUUACUCUAAGCCUGUAGUUAUCCACCGAAGAAGUUAAGCAGACUCCAUAGCUUUUGAUUUCUGGCACUGAACAUAGAGAGGCGAGACUAAAAUGAUGAUUUUGCAAAAGUUCAGUAUUUUAUUGAUCUUAAGCAUCCCUAAUUAAGAGUUGAAAAAGCAUUACAGGGAAUGUGAAUUAACUUUACCAACCCUGAAAUAUACGCCAGGUAUCUUUAAGACCAUUCAAAUGCACAUGCUCAGAUGUUCAAUCAAAUACACCCAGAUUAUGAUUUGUCAUCACAUCAGAAAUCAUUGUUGUUUAUUUCUGCAUGUUAUUGUUAUUUUCUAUUUUGAUGUGACUGCAAUUGUUAACUGUGUGUGUCAUCAGAGAGCUGAAGGACAACCUGGGUAGCGAUGAGCCAGAGGGAGACGCACCGCUGCUGCUGCAGACCAUGCUGGCCAGGAACCCCGGCAUCUUCAGGGAGAAAAGUAUGGAGCUGCAUACCUGUCGCUGAUGAGCAAUCAAUCAUUUGAAGAAGUUUUCAAAUGAACUAUCUAUGAAUAAAAACACUGAUUUAAUUUUUUUUUUUACAACAGAUGUAAUGCAGCAGCCAAUGGUACCACCGUACAAAAUCACUCAAAAUUCCAUGCAUAGCCCUGCCCAGCCUGCAAACUUCCAGCCGGCUGCUAUUUCUCCCAAUCCACAGAGGUGAGUCCUGCUGGGAAACAUGAGCCGACUCUUCUUUUCAAAACAGAAAAACUGAAACACUAUAUUUGUAGUUUACAUAUUUUCUAACGUCUUCGAAAAGUAUAACCUAGUCUUAUAACAGUAUUGUGUAAUCAAAUGGAAGGCUUUCUGAGUGUAUUCUGGUUUUGGACUCAGAAUAAUUUGUCUGCAACUUCCUUCUACUUGAUGACUUACUUUCUUUCUAUCUGUUCUUCCCCCGACCGUGUCUAGCCGGUUUGUGUCGCCUCAGACUGGUUCGAGUAGUCGGUAUAUGGGUCAACAGAACAGCCCAGUACCCAGUCCUUACACUCCACAGAGCCCUGCCCCUGGUUAUAUACAGCAGUAUUCCCACCAACAACCACCCAGCUAUAACCAACACCAACAGAUACAGCAAGGUGAGCUUGGAUCCAUGUGUGUGUGUUUGUAUGUUGUUUGUUUACAUGCAUGAGACAGCAGAGAUCUUUGAUGAGGCUACAUGUCGACUUUCUUGUGCACCUGCGUUUUGUUCAUGAUGUAUUUAUUUAAUUCACUCACACCCAUGAGAGCUAUUUGAUUUUUGUGUGUAAGAGACUGUUGAGCAGUUCUCAAUCUGAACUUUGACCAGCUGGAAUAGGCUUAUAGCGUGAAAAGUUUGCGAUUGUUGUGGCAGAAUAUUCAUGGCCCGGUUACUCCUCCCCUUCUAUGUGUGACGCACAGAGGCAUUAUGGUGGGUAAAGAUGUUCUGCGUCUCAUCCCUUCUCUCAGAGGUGGUAGUAGAGGCAGAAUGGAGGGAAGAUCGUAGCAAUGUGUAGUGUUGUAGCCAGUGCAAUGAAAUAGUGCUGUGUGUAUCAUGUUUGAUAUGUGUUUACAAUCUGCGCCUCUCACUCACACAGCCUUGUGAGAUCACACAUUGGGACACAAAUAUUACUCCGUUUAAAGUGCAGUGUGUAAGAAUUAAAAGGCCUGAUGAUGGCAGGACUUGUUCUAGCAAUGUUUCAGAAAAGCAAUGUGUAAGAAGCUUGAGUUGUAUCUUUUGGAACCUGCAGAAACAUGUUAUUCUGGCACGGGCACAUUUGGUUCAGAUGUUGGUCUUUAAGGAACUUUUUGUUACGACACCCUGAAUUUUUUUGUCAUGAAUUGAAUUCCAGCUUUCUACUUUUCUAAGAGGAAAAAGUACACUCCAAAACACAAGUGCAGAAAGAAACAGAACAAGAGUUGUGGAAAGUGUUUUUUCUCGAAUUUGUGUAUUCAGUCGUGAUCAUACAAGCUAAGGAUUGGUUUGGAGAAAUGCAGCAGGGUUUCAGAGGUGUAAGCUUCUCAGGUGGGUUUAAUGGGACUUCUUCUUAUAUGAAUGAAGAUGUAGACCAGUGUUUCCUCUUGUCACCAGCAUUUUAGUCCUGUUUCAUUUAUAACUUUGGAGUUGGUCAAACGUUGCCAGUCAAUAACAAAUCAUCAUAACCAUUUUUCCAUGCUGCAAAAGUAAAAAGAAAAUGCAUUGCACUCGACUUUUGAUGAGCAUUGUGUCAUGAUUGAUUGAAUUGAACUUUUGAAUUGUGAAGUGUACUAUUGUUUUUUUAAUGUUAGUCAUUAUUUUAAAUUUUGAGAGUUCACAAUCAUCCAAGCUGUGCGUCCUAUGUGGUUAUCUGUAAAAGUAAAAGUCUUUGAGAAAAUUAAAUGAAUUGUUCACAUUAUUUUAAGCAAAAGAAAAUGCUUAAAACAUAAAUUUGUGGAUGAAUUUAUAACAACUGAGAAAUGGGGCUCCUUCAAUUAAAUGUACUUGGCCUCAGUGUUGAUGUUCUGCUUUUACAGUUCCUUCUCUGCUGUUAUUAAUUCUACACUCUCAGUUCAGUAAAAAGUCUGAAAAGGAAAAAUAGAUACAGGUUAAUUUCAGCCGUGCAGAGUUUUAUCAGACAUUUGCUCUCUGAAAAAAUAGCAGCAAAUAGUCAAAGUUUGCAGGUUAGAGACAAAGCCUCUAAUACAUUUGAAACCUGCAAAAUCAGUGUAGUUCCAUGUACACGAACUGCUCUCAAACUUGGAAGUGCCUCGUUAUUUUUCACAGUCUUAGAAAACUUCUUCCUGGUCUCUGAAUCCCUUCAAAAGCAAUUAAACCAAAAGCGUUCAUUACAGUUGCUGGGGAGCUGUCUAUAUAUGUCAGCAGCCCACUCUUGUAACAAGUGUACGCUGGAAACACUCCUCAGUAAUAGAAAAUUAUUAAAAACUGACCCCUUUCAUAUUUCAUCUGACAGUGUCUGUUGCAAGUCCCAUGGUUCCGGGUGGCAUUCGAAACAUCCAUGAGAGCAAAGUGUCGGGGCAGAUGGCGAAUGCUGCCAACCACCACUCAGAGAGACACGGCGCUGAGGACUACCUGAACAUUGUACACCGACUGAGUAAUGAGGUAGGACUGAAUGAAGGAUAUGCUGCAGCAAAUCUAUGGUGGAUAUCUUAAAAGGGAAACGUUUUCUUUAUAUGUUUUGGAAGCUCGGUGAUUUAUUGUGCAGAGAAGUUUUCAUUAAAGCUGCGGCUGCAAUUACCACUAUCACUGCUCAAGUAGCAAAUGUAACCUGACAGGGCGAAUUGAGAUACAAAUGACCCAUGUGAAAAACAUGGAUGUCGGGUGCAAUUGGCUGAACACCUCCUAAGUAUAGAAAGAAUUCAGGUUUCAGAUUAAAUAAAAAUGCCAAAGGCUAAAGAAAACCAAAAUAAUUCUCCAGCCAUCACAGAUGGUUAUGUAAUGUUAACGCAUCAGGUACAGAAACCUGUUGAGCCACAUCCAGUGUGUGUGUGGGGCUGAGUCUGUGUGUGUUUCAUUGUUACUAAAGUUAAAACUGUCUGCUGGGGCAUUCUUCUAUUAAUUUUUUAAGUAGCACUGGUCUUAAGGUUGAACCUCAGAUUUGUUCCUUGAAAGGGAGGCAGAGGACAAUGAAAGAUAUUAAACAGUGAGCAAAUAAACAGGCAUUGUAGUGCAAAAGCAUUAAUGUUGGAGUUUCACAAUCUGUCUGCUGAUUGGUCAAGUAGAUUUAUUGAAGAAAAUUUGGCUUCUUUCUAACAGGAGCUUUACCGUGACGGUUUAAAAAAACAUUGACUCAUUUGGUUCUGAUGAUUUUCCUGCAUGUAAAGAGUUGCUCUGUAGCUCAUGUGUGUUAUUCUGUGUAAUCCAGGAGGGUGACUCCGCCAUGAGGAAUCCUUCUUUCCCUCUGAGGUCUCCACAGUCUGGUUGCUCCCCAGCUGGAAGUGAAGGAACGCCUAAACGUAAGGAUACUAAGAACACAGGAUGGAUUCCUGUGCAUACACUUUGAUUUUCAUUUACCUAAAUGUUGCUUGCGGCUCAUCAGUAUUCACGGUUUGAAUCUCAAAACAACAGAACAGUUUGAGGCUAUGAUUGCUGAAAAGUAAUGAAAAGCCGUAACGAUUUCUUUCCAUGUCUCAGUUGCCGUCUGUUUAAAGAAAUAAGUCCGUCAGCUGUCAUCGUGUCAUCUGUCUUCAUACACAGUCUCAAAGGAUAACAAUCUUCUCUGUUUGGUGUCGCUUCCUCGCAGCCGGUUCUCGUCCUCCGCUGAUACUGCAGUCGCCGCCUCCUUAUGCGCCUUCGUCAAGGGAGGGAGGACCUGACCAGAAACAGCAGCUCCAGCAAAGGAAGAAAACUCCGGCGGUGAAAGAGGAGAAAGAUAUGUACGACAUUGUAAGCUCUCCAAACAAGGACUCGACAAAACUCACCCUCAAGUUGUCGAGGGUCAAAUCAAAUGAGUCCGACACCCCAGGUUGGUGAAGAUUUUUUAAUAAGCUCACUUCACUUCGAUUCUUAUUACUUCAUGUUGUGUCUUAUCCUGUAUUAUUCCCCCUAAUCUGUAUUAUUCCCCUCACUCAAAAAGAAAACAUGAGUUCUUGUUCAGUUCUAGUCUGGCGUUGCAAGCAUUUCUUUCUUUCUCCGGUGAGGCCUUAGCAACUGUCGCACAUUAAAGUGCCUCUGGACCUACAACCAGUCAUAUUAACACUGAUGUGAUGGGCAUGUAGCAACAGAGGAUAUAAACAGAUGGUUGCAUUUGAGAGGAAAACCUUUUUACUUUGGGAUGCUGUAAGUGCAGUUGUUUUUGAAUGAAAGAUGAUCAUUCCUGAUCGUGGAUUUGAUGCACUAUUCAGUGGUGGGAGCUGCCAUCUCAGCUGUUAAAGAGGGGGUAUUAUACAUUUUUUUAGACUCCAUACUUCCUCUCUGAUACAUCUCUAAUAACUUUACAUGAUUUUUAGAUCAAAAGAAGCCUCGUGUUGCUCACUCUGGUGUAUUAAAACCUCAUUAUUUCAGCCUCUGCCUGAAACACUUAGUUUUAGCUGCUGUCUCUUUAAGGUCCUCCCUCCACAAACCUACUUUCCUCUGAUUGGCCACCUCUCCAGAGGCUUUCCGCAGGCUGGCCAAAAGCAGAGCUCAAUGUGUUGGCCCCGCCCCCUCUAUUGUGGUCAGUAUGUAGAGCAGCUAAUGCUCCGCUAUGGGUGUCACCACACAUGCUGUUGGAGGCAGGCCAAACUGCUCUGCAGAAGCACAGAUGAAUUAGUAAACAGAGAGUAUUGCAAUGACGCAAUAACUCGAGUGAGUCUCGUGUUUUCUCACUAGGUGCUGUUUUGAGCAGUUUACAUCUAAUUUCUGAGGUUAUGAUAAAAUACGUUUCCCUCGUGAUUUGAAACUUUGGAUACAUCUAGUAUGGACACCAAACUUUGUAACUUUGCGUUUAAGCAGCACUCCUGUGUUUUCGUGUGGUAGAACCCGCCCUGUUUGAACAGGAAGGACUCUGAUUGGUCUGGUAUAUGUGACUCUGGGGGAACCAUUGAGAAUGACAGAGCCUCCUGUCAGCUGAAAUAACAAUGAGUUUGCUGAUGGGUCUGGUGACGCCAGGCUAGUUCAGAACAUGUGAGGUACUGAAACACUCGAUCCUUGUUAACAGAACCUCGUAAAUGAGAUUUUUUGCUAAUUCGACAGGUGAGGUUGUGCCAGGCAUGGACCAGAAUUCUGACAACAUGGAGGCAGAACUGGGCUUUCAGCAGGUGCCUGUUCUCCAGCAAAAUCUUGGAGUGCGGUUGCAACAGCAGCAGCUCUCCCAGCAAGCAGGUGGUGCCAGUGGUCUCCAGCCUCCCAGUUCCCCUUACGAUGAGGCAGAACUGGAUGCUCUUGCUGAAAUCGAAAGGAUAGAACGAGAGACGGCUAGCGAAAAGUGCUCCAAGGAGGUUCAAGAUAAAGGUGUGUAGAUUUGAUAAAUGUUACCAUGGUGUUAGACGUCUAACAAUCAGUUGACCUGGUUGAUUCAUGGGUAUAUUUUUAUGUUGCUUUGUCUCUCUGUUUUCAGAUAAGCCUCUGAAGAAGAGGAAACAAGACUCUUUUCCCCUGGAGCCAGGUGCAGGGGGACCAGGUGGCCCCACAGGAGCCCCGGGCAGUGGAUCAACAGGAGGGGGCAAUGCUGGCAAACUGACCCCGCAAGAGGCCACUGCAGCUGGGAAUGGUGCAAGUCGCCCUCCCCUUAUGGUGAGCAUCGACCUCCAGCAGGCAGGCCGAGCUGAUGGCCAGCUCGACCCCUGUCUGGCUGCCCCUAUCCCUGCCCUUGAGGCCCAACGCUGGCCUGAAGAACCAGCUAGUGGGCCAGCUGCAGUGGAAGGUUCUGACACUGCUUUGCGGUUAAAACCAGACGGCCGGCCGGAUGUAAUUAAAAACAGGGUUGAUAAACAUGACAGCAGGAGAGAGGGUCGUGAGUCAUCGAAGCAUCGGCACGAUGAAAAGUCCUCAGAGAGACGGGGAGACCUGCCAAAGUCGUCGAAUCGAGCGGAACAUGGACGAGACAGGGACAGAGAUUCUGAUAGAGAUAGGAGGCAUCGGAGUGAGACUGGUGGCCGAGACAGACGCUCACCUGACUCUCGCUGUCGGAGUGAUCGAGAUAGGUCUGGCUUCCAGUCCUCAUCUGGUGGAGAGCCUAGUCGGAGUGGCAGUAGGCAAGAUGGUUCCAAACCAGCCUCAUCUGCUUCUGGUGCUAAACUUCCAGAUUCUUUCCCCGCUCAUCUCCUGGGAGGCCAUAGCGGGGCACUGAAGAACUUCCAGAUCCCUAAGGUGAUCUGGACCGACCCAAAACAAAUAUCUACCCACCUACCAAUCAUUCAACUGUCACUGCCUGCAAUCUCACAAUAUCAAAUCACACCACUGCUCACUCUGUUUUUUUUGUUUGUUGGGUUUUUUUUGUCUUCGGUUUUUCAUUUGUAAGCCUUUUGUUUAUUCCUGGGACGGGUCUCAAAAUUCUUUUAACACAUAAACUAACUCCUAACCUUCUUUGGAAAAGAAAAAGAAAUGGUUUUGAUUUAAAUUUUGUGGUCCUGUGUAAACAAAAGCAAGUACUCCAAAGAAAUACUCCACUGAAUUUACAAAGAUGAUAAAUCGGCUCACACUGUCUCACUGGACUGAGGGAUUUUCCUUGAAAAGUCAAGCCUGCAUUUGGUUUAUCCUACCUAACAAUAUUACCUGUCAUUGCAGUGCAUAGUGAUGCAACCUCCAACCACAUGCCACAGUGCAGUUAUGGUUAAGUGCAGUUAUGUAUGCUUGAAGUUUACAGUGCUAAUAUGGUAACAUGAGCGGCUGCCUUUCAUGCAGCUACUGUGUGUUAUCCAGACUCAGAAGCAAAGCGAAUCAGUUAACGCUGCUAGUACUUUCUAUGUUGAAAUCAGCAUUAGUCGUUAAUCAUUACACUGUGCUCGCACUGACAUCCACAGAAAGCAUUAGUUAAAGUCUUGGCAGGAUCAGCUGAGCACUGAGUGAUGGAAGGCACUGAUCAGCUUGUAGGAGACAGAGCGAUUCUUACUGUCUGUUUUUAAUGAGAGCACAUUAACUUUCUCUUUUGUGAGGCUAUGUAAUGUUUUGAUGUACCUCUAAUCUAUAGUUUGUUUAAUAGUUAUAUGAGGAAUGUAAGGAAUUGACUUAAGAGGUAUGACUUGUCUUGGCUGGUUUUGAGACCAUUGAAUUUUAUUCUGAUCAAAGGUGUUCAAACUUAAGUCUAAAAACACACAAAGUGGAAAUGGUUUGCUGAGAUCAGAGACUGAGAAGUCUACUAUAAUGAAUUAAAUUGUCAGUGUGCUGUUUAAAUAACAGGUUUCCCCUAGUGCGAUGUACAUAUCACUCUAUUUUUUAAGACUUUGGAUAGCUUAUUAGUUGUCACAAGUGAAGAUUUGAAACACUAACUUGACAUCACUCUCAUGGCUGACUGUCCCUUGUGGUUGGGGGUGUAUCCAGUGUUUACAGUGUAUCAUAAAUCAAAGUAUACAAGAAUGAGUAACAGAGAGAAUUUUUGAAAACAGUGGAGCAUUUCUCGAAGUUGUGGUUAUCAUAACUAUACCACAAACUAACAAUCAAAAUCUCAUGUUAACCAGUUUGGUCCAUUUACAUUUUAUUAUCUAACUAGUUUUUUUUUCUUUUCUGUAGAGAAAGCUCAUGUUUUUCCUGUUAAAAACUCUUUAGUGUGAUUUAUUUUGAAAUUUGAACAUCCAACUUAAAUGAUUUGGCUUUCCUGACUCCUUUUGUAUCCUCUUCUUCUUUUUUCUUUUUUUAGAUCAAACGCGAUAAAGAAGGCAGCGGAUCAGCUGAAAGUCCAAUGUGGGGCCAACCCAAGGUUAAACUAGAGAGGCUGGGUUUGGUACAAGACUUUGAGAAGAGGCCCAAGCCUGUAGUGCUCGUGAAAAAGCUCUCUGUUGACCAGAUCCAGAGGAUCAUCCGACACAGCAAGUCUGGAAAGAACAGACUCUCAUCAGGAAAGUCGGGAAAAAGUAAGUUAAAGAAGCACUAGAACUGCAAGCAGUUCCGCAUUUAUUUUUUGUCAUGGAUUCUUUAAAAUCUGCUUUUCAUGCACUUGAAGGAAAAAAAAAACUGUUUUAGAAAUAUUUGAAUAACACUGUCAAAUUUUCAGGUGGCAUGGACCCUGCAGUUUUGAAAGAGCUGCCGCCUGAGCUGCUGGCAGAGAUUGAGUCGACCAUGCCGCUGUGUGAGCGGGUAAAGAUGAACAAGAGAAAACGAAGCACUGUAAAUGAGAAACCCAAAUAUGCAGAGGUCAGCUCAGAUGACGACUAUGACGCAAAUGGAGAGUGUAAGUUUAAGAAGUUGUUUUUGUUAUUGACUUUUUCACUUGACCAAAAAAAUACCUGCUCAAAAUUUGUUGGAACUAUUGACACAAGAGGUUAGCAUGCAAGGCCGGUGUGGUUUGUGAACAUCCUCGCACAGAAAUCUGGAAAAUUUUCGGAGUUUGCAUUCAAAUUGUUAUGGUGUAACAGUUUGAUUUAAGAAUUGAGGGCUUAAGUUCUUAAUGUCUUAAAUCCACAGCUGCGAAGAAGCGGCAGCGACGUGACAAAGAUCGGGCCUGGGACUAUGAAGAGAGGGAGCGCCGUGGUUCAGGAGAACAUCGGAAAAGUGGGCAACGGGAAAGCCGACGAGGCUCAGGGAGCCGCUACAGAGACUCCUCAGAAGAAGAUUCGCCACCACCGAGCAUGAGUGAAGGUCUGUAUUUGAGGGCAUGUGGCAGAGGCUUGGAAGCAUGGAAGAUAAAAAGCUCUGAAUACAAUGAGCUGUUCGGUCAAAGAUUUGGUUUUUUUCUCAAUCAGUUGCAAGAAGAAUGAAGAUGAAGGAGAAGCAGAAGAAACGAAAAGCAUAUGAGCCUAAGCUGACCCAAGAGGAGCUGAUGGACUCAUCUACGUUCAAGAGGUUCUUAGCGAGCAUUGACAACAUACUGGAGAAUCUGGAGGAUGUGGAUUUUACGACCAUGGGUACAUACAUCUGCUUACUGGCUGUUUAAAUGUUGCUGUGGUUAAAUACUCAAACCUAAAUACAGUAAUGUUUGGCGUUUAAUCUGAAAUUCUUUGUCACGUUGUGUUUUUUCCACCAGCUGACGACGAUGAGAUACCUCAGGAACUUCUGCUCGGUAAACACCAGUUGAAUGAGCUGGGCAGCGAAUCCGCCAAGAUUAAGGCCAUGGGAAUUUCCAGCAGGGUACUUUCACGCAGAAUAAUUCUGUUAACAUUUAAGUUUGACUUUUGUCAACACUGCUGGUUUUAAUGAUUAUCUCUUCUCUGUUUAGAUCCCAUCAGACAAGCUGGUGAAGCUACUCAAUAUACUGGAAAAGAAUAUCCAGGAUGGGUCCAAGCUCUCUACCUUAAUGAACCAUGUAAGCUCCUUUCUUUCCUCACUCAUUCACUCACUCUUGAUUUAAACUCGGGUGUCUUCUGUGAGCUCCUACAAGAAAACCAGAAACUUUCCAUGCUCCAAAAUAAAUGACCUAUCAGAAUAUGUGGAAAAAUGAAUUGGCGAAAUGCUUCAAAUUAUGCCUUUGUGUGAAUAAAUUGGAGUCCUCAGCCUUUAAGCAGAGGAGUGUUUCAGUAAAAUUUGUCUUCUUUAACCCUCAGGACCAUGACGCCGAAGAUGAAGAGAAGCUGUGGCGAGACCUGAUAAUGGAGAGAGUCACAAAGUCAGCUGAUGCCUGUCUAACGGCUCUCAACAUCAUGACCUCAGCACACAUGCCCAAGGCUGUCUACAUAGAGGACGUCAUCGAGCGAGUGCUGCAAUACACCAAGUUCCAUCUUCAGAACACACUGUAUCCACAAUACGACCCAGUAUACAGAGUGGACCCACAUGGAGGUGAGGAUAAAGAAACGCUUUAUAUUCCUGGAUUGUUUGAGUUUCAUAAGAGCCUGGGCGCUGUGAUGGCGGGUUAUGAGUGGAGCUGACUGAGAGAGAAUCUUCCUUACUAUUGAAUUUCCCUUUGGUGAUCAAUAAAGUUCUUUGUAUCUUAUCUUAUUGUAGUGAAUAUGAGGAAAGUUUUAUGCGACUGAUUCCUGGGGAUCAUCUUUAAGUUGAUUUCAUAGAUUCUUUCUGCAUCAAAGUAAAUGAAAUAUCCACAAAUGGUCUGGGCUGAAGCAGAAAGCUGCAGCUGCAUAAACUAAUUUUGACAGUCAGCAGUGCUUUUUACACUGAAGAGAGAGAGAGAUCAAUUUGUAAAGCUAUUGUGAAGAAUGUCAGAAUAUAUAAUAAUAAUCUGCUCUGUAAUGAUUUACAACAGAGUCUCUGCCAGUAAAAUAACAAGUGUCUUCUCUAUUCACUCAUGAAUGGAAAAUAUUUGUUGUCUUGUAAAAUGAUGGCUGCUGAUCAAAAGCUCAAGUGAUCAGGUGUAACAGUGUUGCUCUUUUCCACCCAGGUGGCCUGUUGAGCUCCAAGGCAAAGCGCGCAAAGUGUUCUACGCACAAGCAGCGCGUCAUUGUCAUGUUGUACAACAAAGUGUGCGACAUCGUCAGCAACAUCUCUGAGCUCCUGGAGAUCCAGCUGCUGACGGACACCACCAUCCUCCAGGUAAAAUCUAAAAGGAACUUCCAGAGAGCAGCAGAAUGCAGUUGUCAGUUCAUCGAGUCCAAAUUCAGACCACCUUUCAUGCUGGCCUGUCUUCUUUCCAGGUUUCGUCGAUGGGGAUCACGCCGUUCUUUGUCGAGAAUGUCAGUGAGCUGCAGCUGUGUGCCAUUAAACUCGUAACAGCUGUAAGUUUUUGAUUCUCAUCUCAAAAAAGGAACUGAAAUCCAGUGUCUGUCCAAAGGUACCAACCUGAUGGCCUUUUGUGUUUCCUGUCUACAGGUGUUCUCUCGUUAUGAGAAGCAUAGGCAGCUGAUCUUGGAGGAGAUCUUCACAUCUUUGGCCAGACUUCCCACCAGCAAACGCUCCCUCAGGAAUUUUAGGUAACCUACUCCUAAACUUAAGAUGGUUCAGGUAGAAGGAAUGAAUUUUCCUUGAUUAUGGUUCGGUUAUCAAUGUAGCGUAAUCAAACUUAAGACAAAGGAGAAAAUUUCCCAGCAUAAUAGUGUACUUCUUUACACUGCAUCCUCCUCACCCUUUGUGUCUUUAGACUGAACAGCUCAGACCAGGAUGGAGAGCCAAUGUACAUCCAAAUGGUUACGGCUCUGGUGCUGCAGUUGAUCCAGUGUGUGGUCCAUCUCCCUAACGACAAAGACACUUUCGAAGAGUGUGACAAGGUAGGAGAGUACCUGACAGAACUCCAGCAUGUCGGCAAGUGUAUAAACAAUGCUUUUUUUUUCAACAUAGACAUAUAAUUUGCUCAAUAGCAACCUUUCCCCCCUUUUUUUUUUCAAGGUGGACCAAGAUGUGUUGAUAACCAACUCAUACGAGACGGCCAUGAGAACGGCCCAAAACUUCCUCUCUGUCUUCCUCAAAAAGUAAGAACUUUUCCUCUCUGUGUCGCCUCGACUCUGAUUCCUUUAAGACAUUUGGUUCCAAUCAUUUAGAACUAAAUCUCUGAAAACAAAAGCAGAUUUCAUGUGUAGAUUGAUUACAACUGAUCCAUGUAAAGGUGACUUAAAUAAUUCUGGUUUUGGAAAAGCAGCAGGACAGAAUUUAAGCUUUGCACAGUUAUGUUCUGAAAACUUUGGCUGUCACUUUAAGUAUUGAUUAACAUGCAUACUAAACUGAAAUAACAACUUGAAUUUUUUAAGAGCAUCCUUUAGAGUGAGCAAAUCUACCUGUAACUCUAAUUAGGGAUGUCACGAUACGAUAUUGAUAAUGGAAAUUGGUCUGAUAUCAGCAAAAAAAACAAAUCAGAUUAUAUCGGCCUGCAUCGAUAUCUCUGAUAUCAGCACUCCGAUACAAGCAGUCCAUUCCAGACUUCACUCCGGGGAAGUGAUAUUUGUGCCAAUAUCGAAUCAAUAUCAGUAUCGGUCAGUAUUGAAGGCUACAAUAUCGGUAUCGUAUCAGAAGUCAAAGAGUUGUAUUGGGACAUCCUUAACUCAAGUGGUUGGUGGUGCAGAGAGUGGUGAUGUCCAAAACAAAAAGUUUAUAUUUGAAACCUCCUUACUCAACAAAAUCCAUGAACAACCCCUUGAGGAGAAGUCAGACUCUGUGGAACAGCCCAUGAGGAAUGUGGAUGUUAAGUCAAGCACCAUGAUGUUUUAGUCUCAGCCAUUGAAAGUCAAAAAGUUGUAUCAGGACUCCUCUAACUCUAAUCAUCCUCCUGAUUUUGUCUUUUGUUUUAACAUUGCUUUAAGCCUCAGAGUCAAACAGCAGCUGAGAUCGAUUCGUUUAGCCUUUAUUUCCAGGUUGAAUGAUAAUGUAACUAUCACUUACUUUCCCCCACUACCCUUCCCCCUCCUUUGCUCCUGUCCUCCUUCUCUUUUCUCCUCCUCAGGUGUGGCAGUAAGCAGGGAGAGGAGGAUUACCGGCCACUGUUUGAGAACUUUGUCCAGGACCUGCUCUCGACAGUAAACAAACCAGAAUGGCCGGCUGCAGAGCUGCUGCUCAGUCUGCUUGGUAGACUGCUGGUUAGUAUGAUGGAGCCUCUUUCUUUCUUUACAGUGGAGACGGAGCUAUUUGUGCUCAAGUGUUUCCAAGAAUAGAUGAUCAGGAAAAAUAGCAGGCGACAGCUUUCCUUGGAAAAAGGAAACUACUUUAACACCGGGGUAUGUAACUAAGAACCUGCACCUUAUCAUUUAGAGUUGAAUCCACAGUGAUUGUGGGGUGGCCAUGGCUCAGAGGCGGCUUAAAAAUGGCUUUGGGUGAUACAGUGAACCUCAAAUUGCCUGAGAGCAUAGCAAUCUGUUUGUGAAUGUGUGCAGUAUGGUUAGACCCUUCUGUGCAGGUUGUUACCUUGAAUGACAGCGUCACUCAUGAGUGUAUUAAUAUGUGUGUGUUUGUGUGUGAAAGGGUGAAUGAAAUGUGCAGAAAAUGUCACUGUGUUAGAAGGAUGUCGUCGCUUCUUGCUCGGAGUGAUCAGCUGCAGCUCAACGUUUCUGUCACUCUGUCUUCUUGAACUGUCUCUCACCUUCUUUCCCUCUCUCACUCCCUCCAUCUCUCUCUUGCUUUCUGACUGGUGGUUUAGCAAAGAUAAUCAUUUUACAUUUUCUAAAAGUCUGUUCAAAAACAGAAGGGGGUGCGGGUCCUGCUUUUUUUGUCCACUCUCAACCUUUUAGAGAGACUUCAAGUUUUCUGUGCAUUAGUGUUGCUGCAUCUGUGUGUGUUCCUCGCGCACACUUUGUCCUAACUUUUUAUGUCUCCUUCAGGUUCACCAGUUCAGUAACAAGCAGACAGAGAUGGCUCUGAGAGUAGCGUCUUUGGACUACCUGGGUACAGUGGCUGCUCGUCUGAGGAAGGACGCAGUCAGCAGCAAGAUGGACCAGAGAUCGAUUGAUCGUAUCCUACAACAGGUAGAGCUUGAUCCUCAUAUUUCGUGGCCCCUCUUCCUCUCAAGUAAAAGUUCAUGUUAUUGAAGGGAAAGUUCAAUCUGUCUUGUCUAUUUAACCGUUUAUUUCCGUGGAUUUUUAUUGAACAAAAUUCUCCUCUGUUGAUAAAGUCUCCAGGUACUGAUGAGACCCAGCAGCUGCAGAAAGCUCUGCUGGACUACUUGGAAGAAAAUGCUGAGACAGAUGCUUCACUGGUGGUGAGUUGACAAUAAACGGUCUUUAAUUCGAUCACUUCAGAUGUGAAGAUAUGUGACCUUGUUCCCCUAGUUGUAAGUGAAACCCAGAUACUGUUUGUCAUGAAUUAAUGCCGUUAUCUGAUUUAUUCAAGAACCACUUUAACCCUCUUCUUUAAAACUGUAUGGAACCGUUUACACAGUCUUGUCGUAUCACUGUGUGUGUUUGAUUUUUUAAAUGUUGUUCUGAUAUGAUGAAAUAAUUAAGAAUAAGAAGGACUUCAUUGAUCCUCGAAGGGAAAUCAGUAUAAGUUUAUUGUAUUCGUUGAUUCCAGCCAACGCUUAAACUCUGUUUGUCCUUUAGUUUGCGAAAAAGUUCUACAUCGCCCAGUGGUUCAGGGUUGCCACCACAGAGGCUGAGAAGUCCAUGCGGAACCAAAACUCAAAGGACGACGACUCAUCAGACGGGCCACAACACGCUAAAGAGAUUGAGACCACCGGUGAAAUUAUGCAGCGGGCAGAGAAGCGCAAGAAGUUCCUCCGCAACAUCAUCAAGACAACGCCGGCUCAUUUCGCCACACUGAAGUAAGCAUGUCGACGAGCUGCAGCAGCGGUGCGCUUAAUGUUGACUCGCUGGAUUUGGCCUCACUCUUCCAGAUUGAACUGUCCUGUCUCUGUGUCCAUGUUUGUAACCAUCUCUCAUCAGUGAUAGACUCAACUUGUGUGACAGGAUAACUGAAUGUAAUCCUUGUUUUUUUGCCUUUCUCUGCAGAAUGAACUCUGACACUGUGGACUAUGAGGACUCCUGUUUGAUCGUGCGCUAUUUGGCCUCCAUGAGGCCGUUUGCCCAGAGCUUUGAUAUUUAUUUAACACAGGUAAGAUUAAAAUAUCAUCCUAUUUGAUUUAUCAAGACAACUCAACAGGAUUAGAUUAAAUUAGAUAGGACUUUAUUGAUCCUUUUAAAGGUUUCCUCAGGGAAAUUUUCAGCAUCGGUACGUACAGAAAAAGCAGAAUCUUCUGUCCCCGUGUUACCUCUCCUCCUCCCCAGAGAGGAAUUGUUAAAUCUGAUGACAUGAGAGGCAAAGGAGUUUUUCAGUCUGUUGGUCCUGCACUUGGGAAGGAGCAGUCUGUCACUGAACAGACACCUCUCGUUGAUGAUGAGGAUGUGCAAAGGGUGACUGGCAUCGUCCAUAAUGUCCAUUAGUUUGUCUAUAGUCCUCUUCUCUGCCACCGUUACCAGAGAGUCCGGCUCAUCAGAUCAGUUUUCCUGUCACACAGUAUUGUAAAGGUAAUGUUUGUCUUUGUUUGGUAAAAUCCUCGGUUAAUCAGAGGCUCUUCUGUCUUAUGAUAGAUCCUGCGAGUCCUUGGGGAAAGUGCCAUUGCUGUAAGGACAAAAGCCAUGAAGUGUCUGUCUGAAGUUGUGGCUGUGGACCCCAGCAUACUGGCCAGGGUAUGUUUGGAUCUGAUAACGAGUGAUUCUUUUUCAGCACAUUUCUAUCUUCAUCUUGCCAUACUCUGUGAAUGUUACUGAACUCAUCUGUUCGUGUGUUAUUUUGAUUUAGAUUCAGGUUUUCUAAUACUCUCUCUUUUCCUGCUUAUACUGACACUCUUCUCCACUUCUGCAGUCGGACAUGCAGCGUGGCGUCCACGGUCGUUUGAUGGACAACUCCACAAGUGUGAGAGAGGCAGCUGUAGAGCUGCUGGGCAGAUUUGUGCUCAGCAGACCCCAACUCACUGAGCAGUACUACGACAUGCUUAUAGAGAGGAUACUGGUAAGUGAUUUUAGCAUUUAGCAUUAUUGUGAGCUCUGACCUGUUUUCAAUCAUGUCAUGAAAUGAGGUCAACACAUUUUUACUUAAACAUGCUGGCAUAUAUGAAAACAACUUUUCUCCUACCAUAUGUGUUCAUAGCCUUGACCUUAAAUACUGAAGCCCUAAGUGGACAUGGUUUAUGUCGUUUUUUACCCUCGUUUUCUCGAGAUCACAAGAUAAUUUUCUUGUGAUCUGGAGAAAACAAGGCUUCUUUUUCUCGAAUUAAUAGUUCAAAUUAAUUUUGUGGUGGACUAAAAGCACUGGGCUGUUUACGGUACGUGGUCCAGUGUGUGCGGUGUCUGCCUGUCGCUGCCUGAUCCGUUCCGGAAACCCAAUUUGUGCUGCGCAUGUGCGAAACGUACGUCUUUGUGAUUUGCGACAGCUUUGACACUUGUUAGACAGCUUCAGCAUCAGUGAGCUCGCUUCAGUCAGAAUGGAUGCUUCAGUUUAUCACCACCAGAAAGUCAAGAGAAUGGCGCCCAGUUUCACGAUUAAAGGUUCUUAUUCUGAGCUUAAUUGUAAAAUUGCAACAUAGUUAUAAAAGGUUUGAAUGAAUGUGAAUAUUUCAUUGUUGAAUUUGAAACGCUGUAUAUAAACGCUGAAAUUCACUGUCCAAAAUGUGCAUAUUUCUUGUUAAUUAUUUUAUUUAUUUAAUCCCCCCCUUGAUACUUUGAAAAUUCAGAGAACGAUGAUUUUGAUCAGGUUGUGGCGCUCUCUGUGGCCCAAAAGAUCUCAGCGUGCUGGGCAGAAGCUCUGGCAGAUGCCUAGUCCAUCGCAAAAUUAAUUCGUAAUCUCGAGGAAACGGGUAAAAAAAAAAAAUAAUAAACCAUGUCCACCUAGGGCUUCUGUACUUAAAGCCCUUUCACCUCCGGCACAAAACUGGUGUGUAAAUGCAUCAGCUGUUGAAUACACCUGUACGACACACUUACUAAUAUAAUGACCAGAGCUGUUUCUUCUAAUGAGACAUGAAUAUUUAUCUUGGGCCACUCUGUGAGAAAAACUCAGUCAUUUGGGGAAAUUCGCCUGUACAUGCUUGAAAUAAUCAAAUGCGGUACCAGUUCACAGAUGUAGAUGUUAACUGGUCAGAUGUGGCACAUGCGUCAUUGUGAUGGCUGUGAGUUUAUAUGCUGUUGAUAUUAGAGAGGAGUCAAACACACACAUGCUUUGGACUCUGUCUUUGUACUGAGCCACUCAAAAGUGAACACAUUGAAAUUGUUGUGCCUGUUGUCAUGGAAAUGUUCAGGAGGGUUCAUGAGGAGUUCACUCUUGAUCACUGUGUUAUGCUGCCACCUAUCGUCAGAACAAGAUUACUGCACCCAAGGCAGACGCUCCUUCAUUUGUAAAUGUAAACAAGAGUGCUGUUUUUAAUGCAAGACGGUCACAAAAGGUAAAUGAUUUGAAUUUCUGUGUACAGGACACAGGUAUCAGUGUAAGAAAACGGGUUAUCAAGAUCCUCAGAGACAUCUGUCUGGAGCAGCCGACUUUCAGUAAGAUCACCGAGAUGUGCGUGAGGAUGAUCCGCAGGGUCAAUGAUGAGGAAGGCAUCAAGGUAUGAACCAACUGCUGUUUUUCAUGCAUUUGUGUCUUUUCACAAUAUGACUUUAUUUAUGGUACUGCAUUGAUCUCGUUUUACCUUUGGGCAUCAACUAAGUUCUCGUAUUGUAUUGCAUUGUAUUGUAUUUACCAUUGAUGAUCAUGCGUCUAACACAGAUACCUCUCUCUUGCAAACAUUUAUGACAAACCAGAAUACAAAAGUUAUGUUUAUGUUUUUUUUUAUAAUCGAGUUAAUCAAAAAAGAAACUUGUUCUGUUGCAGAAAUUAGUCAAUGAGACAUUCCAGAAGUUGUGGUUUACUCCGACUCCAGCCCACGACAAAGAGACCAUGACCAGAAAGAUCCUCAACAUCACUGAUGUGGUAAGUCUAUCUCAGCAAUUUUUUUUUUAAUGGUAGAAAUCAAAGUCUCCAUCGCUGUCAAACAUAUUUUCUAUCUUGACUUAUGGUGCAGCAUUGGUUCUGAUGUGCUUUUAAUCUUCAUGUUUUUGUUCUCCAGGUUGCAGCAUGUCGAGACACCAGCUAUGACUGGUUUGAGCAGCUUCUUCAAAAUGUGAGUGUCAGAUUUUGUGUGAAGCUUUACCUGAUGGAGAUGAACUCUGUGCGCGAGACACUUUGAAAACAAGUACGUCUCUCUUUCCAGCUUCUGAAGUCUGAAGAGGAUGCAUCAUAUAAGCCAGCCAAGAAGGCCUGUGUUCAGCUGGUGGACAACCUGGUCGAGCACAUCCUCAAAUACGAAGAGUCUCUUGCAGGUACGAAAGGCAGCUGACUUUCUCUCUUACUAUGCUGUGUAACUGAACUCACUAAAUCAGUCUGUUUUCAUUCAAUAAAGCAUUUGGAGUUAUUUUCAUUCACUCUUGUUCUAACGUUUAUUAUAUCUCAUCCUUACAGAGAACAAGGGUGUAAACUCAACACGGCUAGUGGCCUGUAUCACCACCUUGUACUUAUUCAGCAAGAUCAGAGCUCAGCUCAUGGUCAAACACGCCAUGACCAUGCAACCCUACCUUACCACAAAGUGCAACGUAAGUUUAUGCUGAUUGUUUUUGCAUGGAUAAUCUGUUGAGCAGUGAAAACACAGUUUCACUGGUGGAUACAUCAUUUAUUAAGAUUUUAAAAUUACAGAUACAAUUUCCUGUUAAUUACAAUGACGUUGUUUUUCAGACUGCCAAUGACUUCAUGGUCAUCUGUAACGUGGCAAAGAUCUUGGAACUGGUGGUACCUUUGAUGGAGCACCCAAGUGAAACCUUCCUAGCCACCAUCGAAGAAGACCUCAUGAAGCUCAUCAUCAAAUAUGGCAUGAUGGUGGGUGGUGUUAAUUGUUUUUUUUUUCAAAUGUUAACAAUCUGCUUUGAAAUGAUAAAUGUAUAAUAUGUGAUUGUAUAAAAGUUACAUUACAAAUUUAUUUCUUGUCUUUAGGUGGUCCAGAACUGUGUGAGCUGUCUUGGAGCUGUUGUAAACAAGGUCACGCAUAACUACAAGUUUGUCUGGAAUUGCUUCAACAGAUUCUUUGGUGAGAUACUAAGUUAGCAACUUUGAACGAGCACAGAUUUAGCUUUUUUUCUAUGUCUAUUUUACCAAAUACCAGAAGCAGGAAGAAAGUUUGUGUGAAAAACUUUUCUGAUGGAUGUGUGGGUAUUAAAAGAAGCUGUUUAUUCACUUGUGCGUGGAAGAAAACAAAACAAAAGAACACACAAAAACUGGGACACAGCAAUAGUCUUGACCUAUUUAGAAAUAACGGAAUCUUCUGUCGUCUUUCCAGGUGCCCUCAACAAGCUGAAGGUUCAGCAUCAAGAGGAUCCCAACAGCACAACAUUGGUAGCAAACAAGCCUUUUCUGCUGAGAUCGCUCUUCACUGUGGGUGCGCUGGCGAGACACUUUGACUUUGAUCUGGAGGAAUUUAAGGGUACUACCAAGGUGAGAUUGCUUUUGGUGAAAAUAUUUUAUGUUAUUUAUUCCAUGCUUUAGUCUCAGUAACAUGUUCUUUACUUUAGUCUGUGAUGUGAGACUGCUUUCUGUGCCACUGACAUCAUAAGAUUCUGAGUGUUUGUUAUAUUUACAACUAUUUGUGUGUUGUGUACAGGUUGUAAUCAAGGAAAAAGUUCUUGAGCUGCUGCUCUACUUCACCAAGCAUGAGGACGAAGAGGUCAAGUCGAAAGCCAUCAUCGGCUUAGGUAAGAACACAAAUGGUCACAGUUUAUCCAUUUGAUUUAUUGUCUUAGGCAGUGAGUCUUGGAUGGUACUCUUCUCAGGAACUGAUCCUCAAGAGUCAGAGAUGUGCAGCGAUUAAUAUCAAACAGACUGACUUACAGAGACUGUUCAUUUGUUCUGACAUUUUUGUGUUUGUUAUUUAGGCUUCCUAGUAAUCAUGCAUCCCAGCCAGAUGUUUAUGCCUGAGGUGAAGUCCUUGUACAACGGCAUCCUGGCCGACAGCUCCUCCUCCAUUAACCUCAAAAUCCAUAUCCUCAAGAACCUCCAGACGUACCUUCAAGAGGAGGACACGCGGAUGCAGGAAGCAGACAGAGAAUGUAAGAAAGGCUGUGAUUUUCUCUUGUUUGACAACUUUUUGUUGCAGCACUUCCUGGAUUACUCCUGAUAUCACUGAACUUUGAUCUGUAGGGGUUUGUUGUUUUUAAUAAUCACCGUAAUGAUGUGUCCUUGCAGGGAAAAAACUGUCCAAGCAGGAGGAUCUGAAAGAGAUGGGCGACAUCUCUUCAGGGAUGAGCAGCUCCAUCAUGCAGCUUUAUCUUAAACAGGUGUUGGAGGCGUUCUUCCACACCCAGUCCAGCGUGCGGCACUUUGCUCUCAACGUCAUUGCUCUGACACUCAACCAGGGUCUCAUCCAUCCUGUACAGGUAAGAUGUGAGAUUCAGAACCCACCAAACCAGCUCGUCUCUACGUACUUGACAGAUAACAAUCACAUUUCAGCACAUUAAGUGUGGAAUAUGUGAGAUAGGAUUAAGAUAAACUUUGUAGUUUGCUGUUUGGUUCUUUGAUACACAUUCAGAAUGUUCUCACUAGAAAUAUUCUGUGUAAGCCUGUCCCUGGUGACCUAACCUUUUUUGUCUCUGCCCUUAAGUGUGUACCCUACCUCAUUGCGAUUGGAACAGACCCUGAAGCAAGCAUGAGGAACAAAGCUGACCAGCAGCUGGUGGAGAUUGACAAAAAGUACACAGGAUUCAUCCAUGUGAGUUGGUGGUCAUUAAUGUCACAUCUCAGAGUUGUGGCCAGUGAGGCAACAAGCAUAAUUCAACUAGAUGCAUCCCAGUAAAAUGAUCAUCCAAUUCAGUAGUGUCUGCUUUUCCAGAAUGCAGAAGAAGCCCUCUUUGCUUUGGAACAAGACAGCAAAAAGAGUUUUGGCUCAUUCUCAGGACAGCAGCUGUCUCAACAGUUGUCGGAAAGGCUGAGUUUCUAACACUUUUUCUUCCAACGUAUUCUUUCACAGAUGAAGGCGGUCGCUGGGAUGAAGAUGUCAUACAACUUGCAGCAGGCCAUCGAGUUGUCUCGUAAGACCAUCAUAAGAGGUUUCAGACAGGACGAGACACACUCGGCACUCUGCUCCCACCUGUUCACCAUGAUCAGAGGGAACCGACAGCAUCGGAGGGCUUUCCUCAUCUCGCUGCUGAACCUCUUCGAUGACAGUGCUGUGAGUAAACCGGCACUUGGCUACGCACGUCUUGGCACUGCUUAGUAGAGAGCGCUGUGUUCUCAUUGAUUGUAUGCCAGCUGAGAGACCACUUUGCAUGUGCCAGUGGUGUUUCUUGGCAAAAAUUUAAUAGAAAUGUUUAAAACUGCUCUUCAAACCCACUGAACUUAAAUAGACAGCUCAGUGUACAGCUAAAACAUGUUAGAUCCCAUUAUUUCACUGAAUAACAACACAAGGGUAUUAGUUCCAAUUCUGAUUAGCCAACACUGUGAGUUCCUUCUUCCCAUUUUUAUAUCUGAUUCGUGUUUUUCCCAUCUUUCUUCCCCUCCUGCAGAAGACAGAAGUAAAUAUGCUGCUGUAUUUAGCGGACAACCUUGCCUGUUUCCCGUACCAGAGUCAGGAGGAGCCUCUCUUCAUCAUGCACCACAUAGACAUCACACUGUCUGUCUCAGGCAGCAACUUGUUGCAGACGUUCAAAGAGGUAGGAUUGUAUUUUUGGAAGUAAAUUGUAUGUAAAACGCUCGUUUCAGAUGGGGGUUUCUGAUUUUAAUGGAUUUCUGUUCUCUCUCAUUAAGCUCCUACUAAAGGAGCCGAGGCGAAAGGAAAAGAAAGUAAAGAAAGAAUGGAAAAACACAUCGGAUGGGGAGGAUGAAGAGGAGAAGAUGAACUGCGAUUUAUCCAGAAGUGAUGAAGAAGACAGCGACGAUGAUGUGGUACGGCGGCCGAAGAAAGCUAGAAAACCUGCUGCGAACAGCUCAGAGUCCGAGUCAGAUCUGGAUGAUUUGGACGUGGAGGAUGCGGAAAAAGUCAUGAGGCUCCUCCCAGAUAAUCCCACAGGACUCUUGGACUUUGCUAACGCUGUUCAGGGCAUCCUGUUGCUUCUAGUGCUCAAACAGCAUCUGAAGAACCAGUAUGGAUUCUCUGACAGGUAACAUCCACAUCAUCUUCAUUUCUUUCCAACAUAUAUCCAGAAGGAUUAACCCCAAAUUCUCUUGAUGAAUUCAUCCACGUUGGGUGUACUAUGACCACUGCAGCUCAUACAUUUUUAUCAUUCUACAGCAAAAUUCAGAAGUACUCUCCGACAGAAUCAGCCAAGGUGUACGAUAAGGCAGUGAACAGGAAAAACAAUGUUCACUUCAACCCACGACAAACCAUGGACUACAUCUCCAACAACAUGGCUCAUGCCACAUUGACAAAUGACGUCAAGAGGCGGAUAGUCAGACAGUACCUAGACGUAAGUAAUGAAGCCACAACACACACGAAUUCAACCAAGGCCAGAGUUUAAAAUACACCACAGGCUGACAUUUCAUUGACUUUUAGAUAAACAGUCAUUUCUAAAUGUCUGCACUGAUAGUUGUUUGGACCAAUCAUAAAGCUCUGCUGCUUCUGUCAGCCAGUACCGUCAUUAAUCCACUCGGUGUCAUGCCAGCUUUUACACCAUGGCCUGUACCUUCUGAAGAUAGUGACACAUUUUUUUUUUCUCAAAGUUAAUUUUUGUAUUUUUACUCCUCACAGUUCAAGGUUCUGAUGGAACAUUUGGACCCUGACGAGGAGGAUGAGGAGGGUGAAGCGUCUGCAAUCGCCAAUAUUCGCAACAAAGCCAUAAAUGCCCUAUUGGGAGGCUCCGGACCCAUGUCAGGGCCCAGUCCACGCAAUCAGGCAGGACCAGAGACAGAUGACGACGACAGCGAUGGCGACGAAAGGACCCCAGGGGUGGGAAUCAGAUUCAAAUUACAGUUUUCUUUCAAGGAUUAAACCUGAAGGAAAAUGGUUCAACUUUUUCUCUUCUGUUCUCUCUACAGUCCUCGCGAAGGUCAAGGCGAGCAGGCGACUCCUCCGACCCCGGCCGUAUGAGUGAGACAGUGGAUGCUAUGGAUGUGAUCGCCCUAUGCUGCCCUAAAUACAAGGACAGGCCGCAAAUAGCGCGAGUCAUGCAGAGGACCACCAGUGGAUAUAGCAUCCAUUGGAUGGCCGGCUCUUACUCGGGACCCUGGGCAGAGGCUAAGAAACGUGAUGGCCGCAAACUGGUGCCUUGGGUGGACACUAUUAAGGAGUCGGACAUCAUUUACAAGAAGAUUGCCUUGACCAGCAACCACAAACUGAGCAACAAAGUAGUACAGACUUUACGCUCACUGUAUGCAGCGCGGGAAGGAGGGGCUAGCUAAUGGCUCCUGUGUGAUGUUUUUUUUUUUUUUUUUUUCUUUUCUCUCCUUUCUUUUUUCAGCCCCCUGCUCCAUUUCUAUUUUAUCAAGUCCUCUUCCUUGCUCCUACUCCUCCUCUUCAACCUGCCACCUCCAACGACACAGCCAAACUUCACUGGAUUCCUACCCUCCCCUCUCCUUCCCCAAUUUUGUAAGAAAACACAAGAGAGCAAGAAUAUUUGACACUACAUACUUUUACAUGAGUUAUUCUUGCAAAAAUGAAAAAGACACAAAACAUAAGACUUAUAUUAUAGAGGGACUGCUCAUGUUUUGUUUGUGUUCAAGUUCAGAGGAUAGAAUCCAGAAGGCAUUAAAGGAAUAAUUCACUCAAAUUAUCCCUUAAAAGGCUAUCAGAACAGAGACCUGGAGGGAAAUGUUUCGUCAACAUUGUUGUGGGAGCUCCUUCGCUGUUGUGCAGCAGAUUCUAGUCACUCAUUUCUACUCCCACUGUACCAUAGUUUAACAAGACAAAACUAAAAUGUUUAUAUCUCUGAAGAAAAAAAGCUGUAAAAAAAGAAUAAAACCUUAAGUGAAUGUUGGAAAUUAGUCUUUUUGAUGUUCUUAUUAAAGUGUUUUUGGAGUUUAUUAUACUACUAGCACCCUGAUGGUUUUUCCUUUUAGCUUUUAGAUAUUUGAAGGAAAAUGAAAAAGGAAAAAAAAAAGAAUUUUUAUUUUUGUUCACUUUUAUUUGUCCAUGCUGUACAAUGGCAGAGUCCUCUGAAUAUAAUUUAUUCUAUUUCGAACUACGCAUGCAGUAUAUGUGGCCUAUUGCAGGAGGAUAUUUUGUAAAUGUAGAUUUUGUUGUAUUAGGUCACCCUAGUAAUAAGAGGGAAGGGGAUUCUCACCCUUUCAGUGGAACAAAUACUGCAAUAAAUUUUCUACUUCUCUUUGUCA
Messenger RNA from Xyrichtys novacula (pearly razorfish), 28626 nucleotides. The record is from the annotation of a GenBank genome assembly. NCBI's taxonomy places the organism in Eukaryota, Metazoa, Chordata, Actinopteri, Labriformes, Labridae.